This is a messenger RNA of Stylophora pistillata, 4138 nucleotides long. RefSeq lists its product as uncharacterized. The record is from RefSeq and is a predicted model, not a curated record. NCBI's taxonomy places the organism in Eukaryota, Metazoa, Cnidaria, Anthozoa, Scleractinia, Pocilloporidae. Gene Ontology annotation, biological process: signal transduction. Gene Ontology annotation, molecular function: protein binding.
CUCAGCUUCUUUAAUUUCCCGCUCAAAACAUCCUUGAACUGCCAAGAGAAGAUGACAAAAAUCAGAAUUUUCCUCAGUAAGUGGCCAGGCAUGUACAUGCAAUCGGCUUUGAUUAUUUGCAAAUGAGGGACUUACAGAAAGGACAAUGGAGUGGUCACUGGACUUUAAGAAUUAUGACUACAUCAAAGACAAUGAAAAUACUCAACGAGGACCGCUUAGGCUCACUCUGUUGAGUACAGAAUGGAGGCCACAUCUUUUAAACUUUUCUAUUAUCAUAAGAGGACUUGCCAUAGAGUUAGCUAAACACCCAAAUGUGGAAGUCAGUGUCUUUCUUCCACACUGCAGUGAAGAGGAAAGGGAAAAUGCUGCAGGUUACAGUGUUCGGCUCGUCCAAGCAGAGAAGAUGGUCCCCGCCACUCAUCCAAUUGAUUGGCUGAUUAAUUUACCACAAGGACAUGUCAUGGAUUGUGUUAUAGCUCAUGGUGGAACUAAUGGCAGAGAAGUGCCAUACAUCAUCAAAAAGCAGCAUAAUUGUAAAUGGAUUCAAGUGGUGCUUGAGGAACCUGAAAGUAACAUCACAAACCUUUCAGAAAGUGAAAAAUGGCAACAGACAGAAGUUGAAAUCUGUGAGAUGGCAGAUCAAAUUUUGGCCAUUGGGGCUAAGCUUGCAGUUGCAUAUCAACACUUUUAUUCUGGGAAAAUGGAUCAAAAUGUGUCAGCUUACACCCCAAGCAUUUUCUCUGAAAUUUGCAAUGUUGAACAAGUCAAAGAAUCACCAGACUUCCAGGUUUUGCUACUUGGUCUCAGUGAAAAAUUUGAAAUGAAGGAGUGUGAAAUUGCUGCUGAAGCAAUUGCUGCAUUGCACAAUGAAACCUACAAACUCAAAUUUGUUUAUUCCCCAAUGGUAAAUAUAGAAGAGUUUAAAGAGACCUUUUUUCAAAGUUGCAUAAGACAGAAUCAGCUAUUUACUCACCCCAUUACUGAUAACAGCAUUACGAUAGCAGAACUUACUGAUUUAUUCAGUAAGAUAGAUCUUGCCAUUAUGCCAUCUCAGACUGCAAGUUUUGAACUGACUGCACUUGGAGCCCUCUCUGCUGGUUUGCCGAUACUCGUCGCUGGUUCUUCAGGAUUUGGGAAGGCUCUAAAGGAAGUUCCCCUAGGCUCUGAGUAUAUAGUUAGCUCUGACAAUCCUGAAGACUGGGCCUGGAAAAUCAGAGCCAUAUGUGAGAAACCCAGGGUAGUACGACAGAAACAGAUGAAACUCAUUCGUGAAAACUAUUUGGAGAAAUAUAAUUUGAAGGAAUCCUGUGACAAACUUUUGAGAAAGAUUCAUGAAAUUGUGUCAGGUAAAUCUAAGAGCAGAGCAAAGAAGAGCAGAACAAAGUCAAAGGAUUUAUCUGCUAAAAGGCCAUCAUCUAUAUUUCCUGAGUUCACUGCGAAGAAACUCAAGGGAGAUCCAAUUACCCAGCCAUCAAGAUCCCCUAAGGAAACAACCCUCCACGUGGAGUGCCUUCAACAAAGGGAAGAAGAAUCAAUGCUGAUCGAAGAAGAUGUUCCCAUGAAGGAAGUGUUAUCCCAGUUGGUAGAUGUUAAGAUGGUACCAACAGUUACUCUACGGCACUUAGAACUGAAGAAAGAUCCAUUGCUAGAUGUUAAAGUGAUCACAAGAUCUGUCAUCUUCAGGGGUGAAGUUACAGAGAAAGGUAACGAGUGGAACUUACCGGAAGCAGCCGCUUAUGUGACAUUUCACGAGGGAGCUGUGCCAAAACCUUUAUUAUUUACUUGCUCAGUAUGGUCUCCUAAACUCCGUUGUCCACCUAUGGGUAGUGAUGAGCUUUUGGUAAGCAAUGUGAUUGAGCUGUCACAUGAUGGUCCACCAGACCUAGAGUUCAAUGGAGAUGAUGAAGGAAACAUAACUGUGUCUUUGUUGCACAGUGCAAGUGAUUUGAAGGGUUAUGAAGUGGUUAUCAAGCAAUUGGUGGAUCCACAUGACAGCGAAUGGAAGGAUUUGGAGACUUGGCAUGCUUCAGAAAAAGCAGACGUUUCUGACUGGCCUCAGCUUGUUGAAGCUACAUGUACCCUGUCACGAUGUUCCUCGUUUGCUGCCAUCUGGCGCCUAAAGUCCUUCACAUUCUCAAGACAUACUUCGGUGGCUCCUCAAUUCACAUGUGUAGUACCAGACUUUCCAGACAUACGUGUUGAGGUUCCUCUAAGUUCUGUACCUGCCGAUCAGGACUUUGCUUUGACAAUUAAGGUACAAGAAUUUCCAGGCAAUGAGGUUGAAGAUAUGAGGAUAUUGUGUGGUCCUGCCAUUCACAUUUCAAGCUCUCAGAACAUUGUACACACGGAGCCUGUGACUAUCAAGGUUCCACUCGCCCUUCGUGAAAGUAAGCAUGACUUUUCAGAGCUUUCAACUGAUGUCGUAAGGAUAUCACACCUUGACUCAGAGAGAAAACCAUGGAACGCUAGCUGGACAGAUAUCACAAAUCAACUAGAAGGGCCAGUUAUUGUUAAAGAUGGAAAUGUAGAAUUCAAGGUGAAGCAUUUCUGUCGAUUCUGUCCAGUCUGUGUGUUCAAUGAACGCGCAACUCUUUUGGAGGAUUUUUUUCGUCGUCUUUUCUUCAGACCCAUGCCACAAUGUGUACAUUUUCUCACUUGUCUAUGUAAGACGACAGUUCCUGAUACUUACAGCCUUUUGCUGUAUUGUUAUCCAAAUUUCAAAAAGGCUGAGCUGGAAAAGAAAUUGUUAAGCUAUGAUGUGCCUUACAAAGGUGAAGGAAAGUCAAAGGAGCCUGCUUGUGUUGGAGAUGAAAUUGUGGUUUCUCCUUUAGCUCUUGAUUUUGUGCGGGAAUCUCAAAGGAACGAAAAGGUAGUUCUAAGGUUUCUUGGAAACGAUAUAUCUGACAAUAGUGAUAUGGCUUUGAUUGUUCGCCUGGACAACGAAAGUGUUCCAACCGUGAAGUUCUCCAAAGACGAAGAGUUGCGAAAACUUCUUUGUGAAGUACCAAUCUUAAAGACUCGACCAGCAUCUGCGUGUGUUGUUAUUUCGCAGGUUCCUCCCACAGUGACUGUGGAUCCGAGAGUUUUACCAGAGGAGAGACCUUCACUCAUUAAAGAUGGUGAACCUGAUGAUGUUGAAUUAUCCGACAUAGCAGAAAAAAUUCCUCAGCUGUGGAAAAAACUAGGACGUGUUUUAAGAGUUCCACGAGAGAAUUUAGACGAACUUGGUAUCAAUUAUAGGGAUGAUGCUUACGAAAGGGCUUUCCAAGUGCUAUCUUGCUGGAAAGAAAAUGCAAGCGAUGGUGCAAUUUCAAGGUACCAAUUACUGUUCGACGCCCUGACUAAAAUUGGCCGCAGUGAUUUGGCCAAGAAGUACUGCUGUUACUGUCCCACAUUUGAUGCUUCCGAAGGAAGAAAAGGUUAACAUGCCGGUAGAUACUUUUUAAGAAGAUUUUUACGCACAUGUAAUUCAUACUCGCAUCUGAACCAAAGUGGCCAGUGGCCGGUCAUUAUUUAUCGCCUGGGCUUCGGCGGAGGGGGAGAGGGGGUGUGGUGGAGGUAGGGUCACAAAAAAUUUACCUGAUCUCCCCCAUAAGGCUCUGUAGUAUUAUUAUAAUACCCCCUCCUCAUCGGCAGUCCCCUGUUUAAAAUCUGUUGAAGGCGAGUGAUCCCCCCUCUAUUCCUCUUGAAAACCUGUGACUCCCCCAAAAUCUUCCGAUCACCCCCUCUCCCCGUCCAGGCGAUACGUAAGACUGGUCCCCAAACUGGUAUAAAGGAAGGAGAACGCACUGAUUAAUCUUACAUAACUUAUUUAACUGCAGUCGUUUUUCCUUUAUGAACGAAGUUUCAUUUUUAAUCAAGAAAAUCUUGUUUUAGUGUAUACGAGAAUCAAAGCUGCCAUUUUACCUCAGCGUUUUUAAUUUUAAAAGAUUUUCCAGGAUAUUAUUCGUUCAUUCUUCUCUUCAAUUUUCGUGUAUAGUCUUUCGAUUUUAAGUAGCUGUACGUACUUCUUUAACGAGUGCAUAAGCUUCUGUUUCCUUAUAUUCUAAAGAAUUUCUACGGGAGAUAGUUUUUAAUUCACUCUACUCCAGUUUUAACUGUACAUAGUUCUACUUCGUUUGCGAAAAUGUAUACAAUA